Messenger RNA from Dendronephthya gigantea, 8691 nucleotides. Its product is annotated as talin-1-like. Gene Ontology annotation, biological process: cell-cell adhesion. Gene Ontology annotation, cellular component: plasma membrane; focal adhesion; ruffle. Gene Ontology annotation, molecular function: integrin binding; actin filament binding; structural constituent of cytoskeleton. The coding region runs from base 184 to 7968 and encodes 2594 amino acids. The transcript is spliced from 60 exons. The record is from RefSeq and is a predicted model, not a curated record. Lineage: Eukaryota; Metazoa; Cnidaria; Anthozoa; Malacalcyonacea; Nephtheidae.
CGGAACGGGUAUUAAAUAUCCCGAAAUAUUCCAGACAUAUCUUACGAGGGAGUGUUUCGUCUAAGAUUUAUACAAGAAAUCCUUGAAUAUUUGGUCUUGUUUCCCUUAUUUUGAGCACUUUGUGAUACGCCGUUGAACGUCGAACACGAACAGGGGACAUCGGAUAAGUUUUAAACUUUGAACAUGGCUACCCUUUCACUGAAGGUCAAUUUAGUGAAACAAAAGACCAUUAAAACAUUACAGUUUGAACCAACCCUAUUAGUCCAAGAUGCGUUAAGGAUUAUUGAUGAAAAAGUGCCCCAGGCUACUGAAGGAGAAAGAACAAAUUAUGGCUUAUUCUUGGAAGAGGAAAAUGAGAGGGGUCGUUGGUUGGAGCCGUCAAGACAACUUAACUUCUAUCCACUUGCAAGUGGGGAUAUGGUACAAUACAAAAGCAAGAUUCGUCUCCUGAAGGUUUACACAAUGGAUGGUGCUGUCAAGACAGUGCAGAUUGAUGACAGUAAAACAGUUGGUGAUAUUCUACAGUCUGUGUGUACAAAGAUGGGUGUUGGAAAUGCAGAAGAGUUUUCUUUGGUGCUGUAUGAGGACACUCUGGAGGAGGAAGAGAUGAAAACUGCCACUUUGAACAGAGGGACUUUGAAAAAAGACAAAGCAGGAACAGGAGGACAUCAUUCAGCCAAGGAUGUGACUAUGAAAAAAAUUGAAGAAAGAGAUCGAAGAAAGAUGGAUGAAAUGAAGAAGAAGCUUCACACUGAUGAUGAAGUUGAGUGGCUUGAUCUUGACAAAACAUUGCGUGAACAAGGAAUUGAUGACAGUCAUUCGCUGCUCUUAAAAAGAAAGUUCUUCUAUUCUGAUCAAAAUGUUGAUAUCAAAGAUCCUGUACAACUUAACCUUCUGUAUAUGCAGUGUCGUGACGGAAUCAUCAAAGGAAGCCAUCCUUGCACCCAAGAGGAAGCAGCUCAGCUUGGAGCAUUGCAAAUUCAACUGCAAUUUGGUGAUUACUCCGAGCAAUUCUAUAAAUCAGGAAAAAUUGAAAUUAAAGAAAUGCUGCCUAAGGAAUAUGGAAAGUCAAAGGGAAUUGACAAGAAAAUCAAAGAAGAACAUAAGAAAUGUCAUGGACUUGAUGAGCUCCAAGCCAAGUUUAGAUAUGUGCAAUUAUGUCGGAGUUUGAAGACUUAUGGUGUCACAUUCUUCUUAGUAAAGGAAAAGAUGAAAGGAAAGAACAAACUUGUUCCACGUUUGCUGGGAAUAACUAAAGAAAGUGUCCUGAGACUUGAUGAAAAAACAAAAGAGAUCUUGAAAACGUGGCCUCUUACCACAGUGAGAAGAUGGGCUGCUUCACCAAACAGCUUCACACUGGAUUUUGGUGAUUACACUGAGUCUUAUUAUUCAGUCCAAACUGUUGAAGGAGAGAAAAUAUCCCAGCUCAUUGCUGGUUAUAUUGAUAUUAUUCUUAAGAAGAAACGUGGAACGGAGGGAUUUGAUAUGGAUGCUGAUGAAGAAUCAACUAUGUUGGAAGACUCUGUAACUCCUUCCAAGGGUACAAUACUUGAGAGACAAAGUAACAAGAUAGGACAUGCUGAGCCAGGUUCAGUUGCCUUGCCUGGAAUCAUGCGAGCUGGUGGGCCUGGAGCAACCCAGUUUGAUGUAGGUCAGAUGCAGGCACCACAAUAUGGCACAAAGUCAGGUCAAGCUAUGUCAGGUCAUCAAGCACCUAUGACUGGUGGAACUCAACCAAAGAUCCAUAAACCUGGAAACGCCCAACAAGCGUUCUUUGGACACGUGAGUCAGGGAUUGACCUCGGUCAGGUCUGCGCGUGACGAGAUGGAGAAAUCCGCUGACCUGCCUCCGCUAGGGGAGGAUCCGCAAUCACUCAAGUGGAAACAAAAUCAUCUGGAUGCAAACAGACAAAAUGUUUCCAACCGUCUCGCAGCUCUUUCUGCUUCGACAGCAUCAAUUGUCACCUUAACAUCAGGUGAACCAGAUGAAUCCAGUUACAACAAGGCGAGCGCAGCUGUUGAUACAAUUUCAUCCAAUCUUGAGGAGUUAACGAAAGGUAUUCAAAUGAUCGCUGCGUUAAUGGAUGAUGAAGACGAUGGAAACAAGCUUCAAGAUGCCGCGAAGAAUCUUGCUGAUGCUUUUGCUAACCUACUCAAAGCCGCUCACGGAAGUCCAGGAGCACCUGACAAUCAAAACCGUCAGAAGCUGCUGGAGGCUGCUGGUGAUGUUGGUACUGCUGGCGCGAAUGUCCUGAACUCGAUGGGUGGUGAGCAAGAAGUGGAGUCAGGAAUUCAGGAAAUGUUGUUAGCUCUUGCUCAGGCUGUUGCGAACGCCACGGCCGCCUUGGUUUUGAAAGCGAAAGCCAUUGCCAGCAAGUGUGAUGAUGUGACACUUCAGAGCCAGGUGAUUGGCUCAGCUAAAGAUACUGCCAUGACAACGUCGCAACUGGUGGCGUGUACGAAAGUCUUGGCGCCGUCCAUCAACAGUCAGCUUUGCAAAGAUCAGGUUGUUGAGGCAGCCAAGCUGGUGUCGAAAGCUGUCGAGGGAACUGAAGGUGCUUGCAAGGACGCCUCGUCUGAUCCGAACCUAUUGAACGACUUAGCCAAUGCCGCCAAAGGUGUCCGUGAUGCAUUGAACAACCUACUAAAUAAAGUACAAGAGGGAUCACCAAAUGAUCGUAACGUGGGCCCAUAUGAUGACGCGUGUGAUGAUAUUCUUAAAGCCACUGACCGCAUGUUUAACAGUAUGGGUAAUGCUGGAGAGAUGGUGAAGCAAGCUAAAGUAUUAGCACAGGCAAUGUCCUUCCUUGUGAACGGUAUCAAAGCUCAAGCAGAGGGCGAAGAAGACGCUGAUUUACAGAAACGGCUUUUAGCUGCAGCCAAGAACCUCGCUGAUGCCACAGCAAAGAUGGUUGAGGCAGCCAAGGGUGCUGCAAGGAAUCCUAAUGAUGCUAAGGAACAACAGAAGUUACGUGAAGCAGCACAUGAUAUUCGUCUGGCCACAGAUGCCGCUGCGAAUAAUGCUUUGAAAAAGAAAUUGAUAAAACGAUUAGAGGACGCCGCAAAACAGGCCUCAGCCAUGUCAACUCAACUCCUCACUGCCGCUGACCACACAUCUCAAGCCAACCGUAAUCCGACCUCACAACAAAUGCUUCAAGAUCAACUGAAGCCUGUGGAAGAACAUGUGGAAAAACUCAACCAAACUAUUCAAGACAGCAUGAACAAUCCUAAUAAUCCAACUACACAGUUGAACUUGAUAAACACUUCAAAAGAUUUUAUUCCGCCUGGUACAAAACUCGUAGCUGCAGCCAAAGCAGCCUUACCAACCAUAGGAGAUCCUGUAGCAAGCACACAACUGGGUUCCUUCGCCAAAGGAACUGCAGCAGCAUUAGCUGAGCUCAGAGACGCCGCGAACAAGGCAUCUGAGGCUUGCGGGUCAAUUGAGAUUGAUAGCGCACUGGAAGGUGUGAGAUCGUUGGCUAAUGAUUUGGAGGCUCUGGAAAAAUCUGCUGAUGAAGGAAAGCUUCUGCCAUUACCUGGCGAAUCAUUGGAAAGCAGUUCAUUAGAUCUUGGUGCAACAUCAAAAACAGUUGGAUCUUCCAUGGCUCAGUUGCUCACAGCUGCCGCUCAGGCAAACGAGAAUUACACAGGCAUCGCAGCCCGAGACACCGCGAAUGCCCUCCGAGUGCUUACCGAUGCAGUACGAGGAGUCGCCGCCGCACUGGAAGACCGUGAUGAUCAAAAGAAUAUUAUCAAGGCCGCACAAGAAGUGAUGAGAGCUUCUGCAAAGUUGCUGGAGGAAGCGAAGAAAGCAACCAAUAACCCUAAUGAUCCUGACAAUCCCCAGAGACUAGGACAGGUGGCGAAAGAUGUUUCUCAGUCGUUGAAGAACUGUAUCAACUGUCUUCCUGGCCAGAAAGAUGUUGACGAAGCAAUCCAACGUGUCUCUAAAGCCAGUGAACUUCUUGCUGCUGAAGAUUUCCCGCCAAGUGAUGAAAGUUACCAGAAACUCCAAGAUAAAGUGAAUGAAUCUGGAGCUCUAUUAAACCUCGCCGCAAGUGAUCUUGUGCAAGCUUCACGUGGUACACCAAACGAGCUUGCCGUCUCCUCUCAGAAAUACUCCAAGUCGUUUGAGAAUCUCAUGAAUCCCGGCAUGCAACUGGCUGGACAGACUACGGACGAGGACACGAAGUCAGCUUUAGUUCGAAGCUUGAAGAACACGUCAACGGCAUCGAGCAAACUUCUUCUUGCCGCCAAAUCUCUCGCCGCUGAUCCAAACGCUCCUAAUUCUAAGAAUCUUCUAGCUGGAGCUGCAAGGGCUGUUACAGACAGUAUUAACAACUUAUUAAACACAGCAAUGACGGCCGCUCCUGGCCAGAAAGAAUGUGAAAGUGCACUUAGAAAUAUCCAGGCCGUGUCGAAUCUCCUGGAGAAUCCUGUUGAACCAGUUAAUGAUUAUUCAUUCUUUGACUGCCUCGAUUCUGUGAGUGAGAAUUCAAAAGCAUUGCGGGAUGGUAUGACGGAUGUUUCUGGUAACGCCAAGAAAGGCGAUAUGCCUGCUUUUGAUGACGCCAUCAAGAAAGUUGCUGAUGCUGUUAUUAAACUUACUGAGGCCGCUUCUCAGGCUGCGUACCUCGUCGCUAUUUCGGAUCCUUCAAGUGUCGCUGGUAAACCAGGAUUGGUUGAUCCCAAUCAAUUCCUUCGAGCACGACAUGACAUUCAGCAAGCUUGCGAUGAUUUGCUCAAUCCAGCCAGCACUCAACAACAGAUAUUACAGUCGGCCACAGCGGUUGCCAAACAUACUUCAAAUCUUUGCAACGUAUGUAAAGCAGCUUCUGCAAAAACUAACAAUCCUGUGGCAAAGAAACAUUUCGUCCAAGCAGCCAAAGAUAUCGCGAACAACACAGCGAACCUGGUCAAAUCCAUCAAGGUUUUAGCAAAGGAACCAAACAGCGACAACCGCAAGGAUUGUGCCCAACACAUUGUUCCGUUGAUAGACAGCGUCGAUGAUCUCAAUACAUACGCAUCAUCACCUGAAUUCGCCGCUGUUCCCGCCAAAAUCAGCGAGGAAGCUCGUUCAACCCAAGUUCCAAUCAUAAUGUCUGGACGAUCGUUGGUAACCUCAAGCAGUAAUUAUCUCAACUCAGCAAAUGCUUUAGGAAUGGAUCGUAACGAUGCUUCACGAUGGCCGCUCUUUAACCAACAUGGCAAAGCCUUGGCUGAUGCUAUGAAACGUUUACUACAAACUAUCAAGGACAGUGCUCCAGGUCAGAGGGAGUGUGAAGAAGCUAUUGAGAACAUCAAUCGUACCAUAAACAAACUUGACCAGGCUUCGUUGGCUGCCAUUGGACAGAACCUUGAACCAGUCCCUGAAGGAACUCUAAAGGAAUUCCAGGAUCGUAUGUUACAAAGUGUCGCUCAAAUCCGGGAUGCCAUUGAUCCUCUCGCCAGCGCUGCUAAAGAUACGCCCGAGAGUAUUGGCCAUAGGGUUGCUAAACUCGCCAAUUUCAUCGAACCAGUGGCGGAGGCUGCCAUCAGCGCUGCCUCAAAGAUGCCCCAUUCGAAGAAACAGACAGAUCUACUCGAUCAGACGAAAACUGUGGCAGAGUCCGCAACCGAACUGCUUUAUGCCGUUAAAGAUGCAGGUGGCAAUCCCAAGAGUGCAAACACUCACCCUGUCGUGGACGACACUGCUAAUGAUAUGAAAGAUGCUGUAAAAGAUCUCACUGAUACUUUGGAGGAAGCCGCAAGCGAAACUGGAGCUGUCACUGGUCUUGUUGAGUCCAUUAGCAAGGCAAUGAACGAGUUUGAGCAGAAUACAGCCAAUGUAUGGAUGCAGCCUAAUGCUCGCGGAAAAACGGCGUUACAAGGUGCUCCACCUGAUGUUGAGGAAACCAAACCAUUUGUUCACUACCAAGAGAAAAUGACCAAAACAAUGAAAGAUCUAUCUCGCAAAGGACAGGAGAUGGUUGGUCGCGCAGGAACAGAUCCUAACCAACUCGGUCCCUUGGGUAAAGAUGUCACUCGUCUCUACAACGCGCUCACUAAAGACGCUCAGGGAGCCAUCCAGACUGCGUCAAGUCCUGAGGUGGCUGAGAGAGUGAGGACUGGUGUUCAAGCCCUUGGAGCUUCGUGCAUGAAACUCGUCCAAAAUGGCGGCGAUGUCCAAGCUAACCCUCGGGAUCCGAUCUCAAUGCGAGACCUUGCCGACGCUGCCCGAAAGGUCGCAGAAAAGAUAUCUCACAUUCUAGCCGCACUCCAGUCUGGCUCACGUGGUACCCAGGCUUGUAUCAACGCCGCAACGACCAUCAAAGGAAUCGUGAGUGACCUGGACACGACAGUGAUGUUUGCCACUGCCGGAACUUUGAACCCGGAGACGGAUGGCGAGAAAUUCACUGACCAUAGGGAGGAAAUUCUUACGAAUGCUAAAGCUUUGGUGGAAGAUACGAAAGCUCUGGUUCCUGCGGCACAGGCAUCCCAAGAUGUGUUGGCAAAUGCAGCGCAGUCUGCCGUCACGAGCAUCAAUAAGUUAUCAGACGUUGUGAAACUAGGCGCUGCUGCACUUGGGUCUGAUGAUACGAACGCACAAGUCAUGUUGUUAAACGCUGUCAAAGAUGUUGCCUCUAGUUUGUUCAAUCUUCUUGAUAGCGCUAAGAACUCGUCGGGUAAACACGGUGAAGGUCCUGCGACCGGGGAAGACUUAAAGAACGCGACCAAGGACAUGAUUUCGAAGGUUUCAUCAUUAUUAAUGACAGUCAAGAGUGUCGAGGAUAAAACAUCACGUGGUGCAAGAGCUUUAGACUCCUCUAUGGACGCCAUUAAACAGGCUGUUGUUGUCCUCAACUCACCAACGAUGCCAGUGAAGGAAGCCUCGCCUGAAGAUCUUAUACGAAGUACCAAACCAGUCACCUUGGCAACAGCUAAGGUCGUGGCUGCCGGUAACUCUGGUAACCAGGAAGAUAUCGCAGCCGCAGCAAACAUGGGGCGCAAUGCCGUGACAGACUUGUUAACAACUUGUAAGGCUGCCGCAGCCAAAGCAGAAACCGACGAUGUACGAAAUGCUGUGAUAGUCGCUGGUCGAGAAAGUGGAACUGCUUUUAAUUCCAUGCUCGCUCAAGUUCACAUCGUUUUACAAAAACCAACGAAUGACAAGAAGCAAGGUCUGGUAGCAGCAUCGAGGAAGGUCGCUGAUUGUCUCGGAGCAUUAGUUAAAUCUGCUGAAACAUUGAAAGGUUCUGAUUGGGUCAAUCCUGAAGACCCGAAUGUGAUCGCUGAAAAUGAACUGCUGGGUGCAGCCUCUGCCAUCGAAGCUGCCGCGAGGAAACUGGCUGAACUCAAACCUCGUGAGAGACCAAGACAAGCAGAUGAAUCGUUGGCGUUCGAGGAACAAAUUUUAGAAGCUGCGAAAGCAAUUGCCGCAGCGACAAGUGCGUUGGUGAAGUCUGCUGCUACAGCUCAGAGAGAAUUAGUCGCCUCUGGUGUGGUUUGCUCAGCUAGUAGUGAUCGAAACGAGGAUGGACAGUGGUCACAAGGAUUGGUGUCAGCAGCUCGUUUGGUAGCCACAGCAGUGAACUCACUUUGCGAGUCCGCCAACGCUACAGUUCAAGGAAACGCUACACAAGAGACGUUGAUCGCUUCAGCUCAACAAGUGUCGAAUUCAACCGCGCAACUUUUGCUUGCCUGUCGAGUGAAGGCUGAUCCAAACAGCGCAGGGCAAAGAAGAUUACAGGUCGCAGGAAAGGCUGUAAGGAAAGCCUCGGAUGAUCUCGUGAAGGCCGCACAGAAUGCACGAGUCUUCGAGGAACAAAGCGUGACCGUAAUCAUCAACCAAAAAUGGGUCGGCGGUAUUGCCCAAGAAAUCCAGGCGCAAGAAGCAAUCAUUCGCAAAGAACGAGAACUGGAGGUCGCUCGUAAGAAACUCAUGCAGAUACGACAGGCGAGAUAUAAAGACGAUGAAGAUUCAUCAUGAUCCCAAUGUAUCCAAUCCUGUUAUACCCAAAUAUCCCCAUUUAUCCCUCUUUUUGCAAGAUUUGUUGGGAAAUUUUUUAUAAGAAACAAAAUACUGCUCUCACCCCGUUACCUCUCCGGAAAUAAUUGAUGUGUGCUGCUUUGAAGUGGAAGGGGUUGUUUUGCAAACGCGAUCUCUGGACUGUGUAUUUAAAAUGAGAAAUAUUUCAAAUUAGUCCAAGCCAUAAACUUUAUAAGAUAAACAAUCUCAAUAUGUGUGAACUGUCUAGUCUAUCAGUAGCUGUUAUACCCCAAAUAGAAUAAGCAUGCUCCCGUAUUAGUAAAUUACAGAUUAGGAUAGAAAUUUCCAGAUGAAAUGUUUUUCAUAAAGGUUUCCCGACAAGACCGAAUGAAAGAUAGCACAUUUGAAUUAUAGAUUAGUUGAAUAUUGGCGUGUGAAAAUUUGGAUUUAGUUUUGUUCUUGUUACUAAAAUAUUAUGCAAAUAGAUUGUCAUAUGAGCUAGUAAUUUAGGUAAAACUGUAAGAAUAUUGGAAAUAAAAAAUAGUUCAUGUUUAGUGAUAAUGAGUUUUAUCAGAGGGUAUUACCAGACAUUGAGUUUCUAAUCAUGUUUCAUAUAUAAAUGCAUGGAUUAAACCUCGGUUGUAAGUGCAUGGCACUUACAAUGGAGGGAUACAACGUGUAUUUGUCUUUUCUCUCAUAGAAAUCUAAUUACAAAUUGAUGGC